AUGAAGCGCAAGACCGGAGGAAGAGAAUCGCUGGACUCCAAAGACCAGCCAGAUUCCAAAAGACGGGCAUUGACGAGCGAAGAAGUCGCCGCGCGCUUCCGUGACGGCCUCUUUGACCCCUCGGAGCAGCAGAAGUAUACCGAGCAAUACGCCCAGUCCGCACCGUACAAACAUGCGGUCAUCCAUCCUCUGAUCGAAGACUCCUUGCUGCGCGCCGUCCGCGACGAAAUCCGGGAACAUUUGGACUUCACCGAGAAAGAGACGGAUAUCUACAAGAUCUUCCAGUCGGGAGAUCUGGCCAACUUGGACGGAUUGGACGAUACCUCUCUGUCGCGUCUACCCUCGCUACUGAAACUCCGCGAUGCGAUAUACUCCGCCCGCUUUCGCGAGUACCUGUCCUCCGUGACUGGCUCGGGGAAGCUGAGUGGUCGCAAGACCGAUAUGGCUAUCAACAUCUACAACGAGGGGUGUCAUCUUUUGUGUCACGACGAUGUAAUUGGAAGCAGACGCAUCAGCUACAUCCUGUAUAUGACCGAUCCCGACACCCCCUGGCAGGCGGAAUGGGGUGGUGCACUGCGCCUGUACCCCACAACCACGAAGAAGGAUGCAGAGGGUGAGGACGUCAAGAUUCCCAGUCCUGACUUCAGCCUUAGCAUCCCGCCUGCCUUUAACCAGCUGAGCUUCUUUACCGUUCAGCCUGGUGAGAGUUUCCAUGACGUCGAGGAGGUGUACCAUUUCAAAGAAGGCGAUGACACCUCGAAGAAGCGGGUGCGCAUGGCCAUUAGCGGAUGGUUCCACAUCCCGCAGAAGGGAGAGGAUGGCUACGAAGAGGGCCUAGAGGAGAAGCUGGCAGAGCGGAGCAGUCUUGCCCAGCUUCAGGGUCGCGGUGAUAUCUACGACCUCCCGCAGCCUAAGACCGUCGAGUACGAGAACGAGCCAGAGAAGGAGACCGAGGGCAAGGGUAAAGGCAAAGUGGAGGAGCAACCGAAUGACACCGAAUUUACAGAGUCCGAUCUCAACUUCCUGAUUCAAUACAUUGCACCGUCAUAUCUCACCCCGGAUAUCGCGGAGGAGAUGUCAGAGACCUUCUCCAACGAGUCAUCGCUCAACUUGGAACAGUUCCUGUCAGACAAGUUUUCCGCCCGUGUGCGAGAAUAUAUCGAGGAGCAGGAGAAGAAAGAACUUCCCCAAUCGUCGGAUGAGAUUCAGGCCCAGACCGGGUGGACAGUUGCCCGCCCCCCUCACAAGCAGCGCUACAUGUUCUUGCAGCAUUCGACAGCGACCCAAGACGAGAAGAGCCCCCUCCAGGAGCUGCUUAACGAUGUCUUCCCGUCGCCAGCGUUCCGGAAAUGGCUCACCGCUAUCACCGGUGCGGAUCGCCUCACGAGCUACGAUUUUAUGGCACGGCGCUUCCGCCGUGGACAAGACUACACUCUGGCCAGCGGUUACGAUGGUGAAGAGCCGCGAUUAGAGUUUACGCUUAGUCUGACUCCUACUCCAGGAUGGGAGAGGGGGGGUGACGAGGAGGAAGAGGAUGACAAUGAACAAGAGGGUGAAAAUGCCGAGUCCGAGUCCGCGCCGAAGCCAAAUUCCGAGCCAAAGUCCGAAAAUGACACCGAGGGACCCGCCGUGGGUGGUUACGAGAUCUACAUGGCUGGGGACGACGAGGAGGAGGGCGAUGCAGCCAUCUACCGUUCUGCCGCGGCAGAUGAAGACGACGGCAUCCUUUUCAGCACUUCCGCCGGCUGGAACCGACUGAGUAUUGUCCUGCGUGACAGUGGCACCCUCAAGUUCGUCAAAUACGUCAGUGCCGCCGCCCAGGGAGACCGGUGGGAUGUCACCGGUGAGAUGGGUGUGGAGUUUAAUGACGAUGACAAUGAUGAGGAUGAGGAUGAGGAUGAGAUGGAUGCUGAUGAGCAAUAA
Molecule: messenger RNA, 1923 nt
Organism: Aspergillus alliaceus
Lineage: Eukaryota; Fungi; Ascomycota; Eurotiomycetes; Eurotiales; Aspergillaceae
Product: oxidative DNA demethylase
Exons: 2
Coding region: 1-1923 (640 amino acids)
Biological process (GO): peptidyl-proline hydroxylation; regulation of translational termination
Cellular component (GO): cytoplasm
Molecular function (GO): L-ascorbic acid binding; peptidyl-proline dioxygenase activity; iron ion binding
Source: RefSeq, a predicted model, not a curated record